AUGAUAAUUGGGCAGGCCCGGACAGGGAAGACAAGUCUGAAGAGGUCAUUAAAAGGGGAAUUGUUCAAUCCAGAUGAAGGAAGCACGGAAGGGAUAGAGACAGAUCCGUCCUAUUUUAAAGUCACAACAGACGUUUGGAGGACAGGCCAGAAAAGCGAAGAUACCGAAUCAGAGCCAACGUUUUUGUUAGACCACCAGGUAGCCCAAAAGAUAGUUGAAAGCUUAAGGAAAGGAGACCGCUCAGGGGAUCCUAGUACUAGCGGGGCCAAGCCAUCAAUUAACGAUUCCAAAGUAGUCGAACAAAUAGAAGCGAAUUCAUUGCCUACUGAUCGUUCAGAGGAAAUUAGCAGUAGCGGGGUUGAACCUUCACUUCAAGACUCCAAAGUAGUCGAGAAAGCCAAACCCUAUUCAAACAAACCAAACCCUAUGCGUACAGAUCUGAGGAGUAGCAGAACCGAGCUGUCACUUCACGCCUCCAAUGUACCUGAGAAAGCCCAAACCAGUUCAUCACGCACAGAACAGAGCGGGAGCGUUCCAUCACUUCAAGACUCCAAAGAUCAUCUGUCUGUACCAGAAUUACCAGAAAACGUAGCAGCAUUGGUUCAAAAUUUGCUUGAACGUAGCCAAGAGUUUGAGGACGAAGAAAACAUAUAUUCCAUCAUUUGGGAUUUUGGAGGACAGUCUGUUUACUACGUCACACAUCCAAUUUUUCUGACCAAACAAGCCAUCUACAUUUUAGCAUGUGAUCUAAGUCGUGAUCCAGACCAGAAAGGCAAAGCUCCUACGAAAAAAGGCAUGUAUGAAAAUAAAUUAGACACUCACUGCAAAAAAACAAAUCGCGACUAUCUUGAUUUCUGGAUGACAUCAGUUUAUUCUUUGGUUAGUCCAAGUACUAACCGUCAGGAAACCCUGUCACCUGAAGUGUUGCCUGCAGUAUUCUUGGCGUGUACGCAUGCUGACAAGCCUUACAAAAAAAGGGCUAACCCAAAAGAACUUGCCGAAAAAAUCUUUGCCACUUUAAAAGAGAAGAUUUACGGUGAUCUUCUAAAAGAAGUGUUUGUUGUAGACAACACAAAGUCAGGUAGUAAUGAUGAGUGCCAAGACGUGAAAAACCUGAGAGAAACAGUACUUUCUGUUGCCAAGGAGCUUCCACGGAUUAAAAAGGCCAUCCCUUUAAAGUGGUUAAAGUAUGAAAAGGUUCUCCGUCUGUUGAGCGAGGAAGGUUAUAUGUGGAUACCCAUCGAGCGCGCCAGACAGAUUGCCUCUGAUGAGUGUGGAAUUGAUGACGAUGAACAGUUUCGAACACUGCUUAACUUUUUACACGAUCAGAGAAUUUUGAUUCAUUUUAGCGAAACAGCAAAUUUGGAAAAAAUGGUUAUUUUGAGCCCACAGUGGCUCAUUGACAUCUUCAAGGAGGUGAUUACUGUUAAACGUUUCAAGCAAACGGAUAAAACAGUUGCGAGAUUAUGGCGUAAUUUUGAAAAGACUGGAAUUUUAGAUGAAACGCUUUUAAAUCAUGCGUGGAGACCCUUGUCUGAUAAUCGAGAAACCUGCGAGACCCUCAUUGCUAUAAUGAAGAAAUUUAGCCUACUUUGUGCAUGGCCCUCAGACGGGACCACUCAGAAGUACCUUGUGCCAUCCAUGUUAAUGUCUCCCCCAACAGAUGAUGUCCGUAAACACCUUGAUUGUGUACGGACACCUUCACUUUUUGUGGCGUUUGAAUCAGGCAGAGUUCCUCCAGGCUUGUUCUCGCGGUUUGUUCUGCAGUUUCAUCGGUUGUGUCAAGAAGAAUGGAAGAGCGAAAUAAAUCCUGACUUGUUCAAUAAUUUUGCUAUGUUCCACAUUCUUCCUGAUCGUGCAAUUUCUUUAGUAUUUAUGUUGCAUUCCUCAUCCAUCGAAAUAGUUUUUCACGAUGGAAAGGAUGCUCGCGAUCUGAAUACAAGCCGAUUCAUUUAUUCGCAACUGAAAUGUGUUCUUGAACAUAUUUGCAUGGAGUUCUUCUGGUUAAAGCACGUUAAGUACAAAAUGUGCGUCUGCUGUCCUGUGUGUUCUCAAGAAGACCGUGUCACGUGCCGUACUCAUGUCAAUCGUGGUUGCGACUGCUUGCACCUGUUGUCGGAGUCGGAGUUGCGUGAGCGGCCAUAUUGCAACAGACCUGUUAUUUGUGGGGAUCGCACAAUUACCAUUACGAUGUUUGAACAUUGGUUUGCUUUCUGUGAUUCUCAGCAAAGCAGGAUUCCACUCACUAAGGUUAGUUCUUAAAUUCGCUUUUCCAAAACACGAUCGCGAGUACAAGCUUUGGUCGCGAUGGUUUCUGGGAUAGUUUGGGUGGAUAAACAUCAGUGGGUGUUUCUCAAAUGGGCCAUUUGCACGAUGGCGUCAUUUUACUACUACUACUACUACUGCUGCUGCUGCUGCUGCUGCUGCUGCUGCUGUUGUUGUUGUUACUGUUACUGCUUGGAUUACCAAAUUUAAAUAUGAAAGAAAGAACGAAACGAAUUCUGGUCUUAGUAGUAAAAAGACGUCAUCGUGCAAAUGGCUUAUUGGUUGACCAUUCAUAACUAACACUUCCACCCUGAUUCCAGAAAUCCUUCUACCGAAAGCAUUCUCCCCAUAAAUUAAACUUACCAAAGAAGUCGAGUUGUAAAGACUUGACGUGCCCUGCGUGAUAAAAAGGUGAUGUAAUAGACCAUUUUACAGUUGUGGACUUAGUACCCCAGCCUUCGAGUGAAUGUGAGGCUGACGGUGACCUUGUUUUGAUACAAACCUCCUUUGCUUUGUUAUGGAAAUUUUCCCUGAAAAAUACUAGUUAGCAUAAGAAUAACUUGAUUUACAUAAUAAAGCAGGAAGGUUUGUACCAAAACAAGGUCACCGUCAGCCUCGCUUCCAUUCAUAACUGUAAAAUGGCCUAUUUGCAAGCGGCGUUGCUCUGAGUAUCAAAUUUGAACCAAGAGCCAUAUGGCUCUUGAUUUGAACGGAAUGCUCAGAAAUUCCGAGGUUUGCCGAAUUUUUAUUGAUGUGUAGCGAGAACUGUAUUUAUUUUUUUGGUUAAUACGAGUUUAUUCGUGAUAUUUUUGGAAAUCUGAACCUGACGGUUUUUUCAAUCGUUUAAGUAGGAAAACACGAAAGGAAAGCACAAACAUUUCUCGAUCGUCCGAUAUAUGUUUUCUUCCGCAAAACUUAGCGUAAAAAUUUUACAACAUUAGGUUAACGGGUUACGCAAAGGAUCCGUGUCAGGGGCACCCAACGACGGUUUUCUCUUAAAUACAUUGAAAACACUUUUUACUCUGUCCAGAGUCCUGUUAGUUAUCUAGAAAUGCAUUCUAAGCGAUGCUAUAAAAUUUGUAUCUGUUCGGUCGUCCUAGGGCAACUUGAGUCUUUUCGAAAUUACCAGGGCUUCAGUAUUAUUUUCCAAAAAAUUUAGAUGCAGUUUAACAUAUUACGAAGGAGAGAAUUUUUCUGAUUCUUCUUUCCAUCACAUUUUUGAAUCCGAAAAUUCGAGGUUUUCUUUUUUCUUCGAAAAAUGAUCUAACCUCAGGAGUGAAAUGUGAAAAUUUAAACUUCAGCAAAUCGUUUGGACUUUAUUAGGUGAGCUUCGAAAAUUUUACAUAAAUGGAACGGUCAUCUAUAAAUUUUUAGCCGUUCUGAAGUAAUAGAAAAUUCUAGGCAAUAUUUGCGUCUCCGAACAGAUAUUUUACAGAAAACAGUCGUUAGGUGCCCCUGACGUUUAACCUUAACAUUCCAGGGAGAAUAUAGUCUGCUACACAGCCGUUUUUAGUGUCGUCACGCAACGCUCCUCCCCAGUGGGGAGGAGCGUUGCGUGACGACACUAAAAACGGCUGUGUAGCAGACUAGGGAGAAUAAAACCGCAGCAGUUUUAUUAAGAGAAGAUUCUACUAGGUAAUUGUGUUUACCUGCGGUGGCCUAACCUCGAGUGUUAUGGCCUUUCUUUAAAACAAGUCAAAUUUUCGGCUAUAAAUUCUCCAAUUCUCUCAUUAAUCACAGGGGAUAAAUUUCAAGAAUUUCUUGCCCUCUUUUCAAUUUGCUUUCCCUGCGUCCGUCUGUGUCAACUGCCGGCCUACGCUGCGAAAUACAAAUGUGAGGAACAAAACAAUGAAGGCGGCAUUGACAAGGUACUGGCCUUUUCUCAAUUAAGCAAUAGUCAUGAUGAAGAACUCUUUAUUUUUCUAAUUCAGUAUAAACCAUUCACGGUAAGACCUAAUGGUAAGCGUUUACUCAGAAAUCUCUUCUGAGAGUGUGUCAAAACACCGUAAAAUUUGUUAAGGCGUUUAGUUCUCACGCAAAUCGUGGAGUGAUAUUUAGGCGUGCUGCAGUUUUUUCCCAAUACUGCUUUUGAUUCACACUAAAGCAGGCAAAAGCAGUUAGUAUGAGCAUUUCCCAGGGAGCCCUCUGGUUGUCAUUGUUCCUGGUUUACACUUCUCAAGUGACUACGAUUUCUCAAUCGGGUGUGAAAGGAGGCUUGCCGUAAGUGGAUUGAUGAAAGCCAUAUUAAAUUCUUUUAAUAAUAUUCUUUACAGCAACAAAGUGCUAUUGAAGGUGAUAACUCUGGAAAACGCGGUUUUUAUUGUAGACAAGGUAAAUUCUUUUCGUCAUUUCAGUCACCAUUAAUUACUGCCGUUGCGCUUCCAUUUUUAAAACAUCUUUGGGAACUAGUUGAAGUUAAGCUAAUGGAAUUUGUUUUUGCUAGGCAAUUUUAGCAUCUGUGAAGUAUACCAAAAUCACGCUUGUAGAUUUGCAAAACGUAUUGGGAAUGCGCUUUGAUUGUGGGGGUAACGUUGACAGCAAAAACAAAACCCGAUCUUAACCCUUAAAGGGGGCCUACAUGUGACAGUUUUGUAACAUCUUAAACAGUACUUCAGUUCUACUGUUAUGUCAGUGGGACCGUAACAUACAUCCUUUUUUUUAACGUUACCCGUUUUUACCUUACUGGAAAGGGAGGGAAAGGGAAGAAGAGAAUGUUGCAAUCUGCCUUGUACGUUUUUACAUUUAUUUAUAAAGUUAAUUCAUCUAGCUGGUACUGCUUACAUAUUAAUCAAGCUGGCGAUAUUCAUAUUCAUUUCACAGAAAAUGUGUCUGAAACAACAGCCACCGAUCCUCCUCAAGUCGUUGCUCGUCAGAUAACGAAUAAAGAUCUUCCUCCAAAGUCGAAACAUUUUGAUUAUUGCCAAAUCCAAGUCGACAUUUUAUUACUGACGGUGGUGAAGGAUGAUACCAGCGAAGAUUGUGAAUUUCUAAGCUGCCUUCAACAUGUGAACCCUGAUUUGUGUAAGAUUUAUCACCCAGAUCUUGGCUACGUGUACCUCGGAGAUAUGGGAGAAGAUGAUUUGAAGCUAAACGUUGCUGUUAUGAAGUGCUACGAGGGUUCCAGCUCCGCAGGAGGCUCUAUAGUUGUUGUAAUAAACGCUGUCAAAGUCUUGAAGCCGAAAGCAGUGUUUUGUGUGGGUUCUUGCAGUGGCCUAAAUGACACCAAAGUUAGUCUUGGAGACGUAGUAGUUUUGAAAAAGUUAGUCACAUACGCUUUUUCAAAAGUUACGGAGAAUGGUAUUGAAGAACUUGGAGUCAAAGUGCCAUUAAAGCCUCAUCUUUCGAAAUUGAUACUAGGUGCUGAUGAUGGCUGGACGCCACCUUUGAAAGAUCCAGGAGCACUCGAGGUGAAGAUACAUCGCGGCACGUUUCUGAGUGGACCGGAAGUAAUAAAUAACCACGAACGGUGUAAUGCCCUCAUCGAACGAUUUCCAGAAGCAGUUGCUAUAGAACGAGAAGGUGAAGGUAAGUUUCUUGGCCAGUUCAUGUGUUAGCAGAGUGUGCAUGAAUUCAAUUCAAUUCUGUUGUAAGAAAGCAUUCUUUUAGGGCCGACUUCUUUGAAUCAGAUUCACGUAGAUUUCCACAAGAAUCUUAACUGUCGUUUUCAUUACACACUUGCCGUAUUGAACGCGGCGUUUGUUUGAAUUUGCAGUUUUUGAGCGCCUGUUGGUUUUAAGAAAGGGGUUUUUAUUGCUUUUCUUGUCAGCUUGUCAGUUAGGUUAUUGUAUACCACAGAAAAAAGGUCUGUGGGUCUCGGUAUACGGUAACCGUAUUUUAUUGUAUGACGUUAUUGCCCUCUGCAUAUUGAUGCUGUAAAACCAAGUUAUAAGUAAGUCUUCCUGACCUGGUUCUUUCCACCGGCGUCUGCAUUUGUCAACUCUUAACUCCACUUCUCUCCAUUUUCCACAAAUCUCCAUUUCAGGUGUGUUUGUAGCAGCGCAUGACCUGGAUAUUGAGUGGGUAGUUAUUAAAGGAAUUUCAGGCUACGCUGAUGGCAGAAAAGUUAAGGAUUCUUGGAGAACAUUCGCAAGUUUUAUGGCAGCUUCUCUAGCGGCUCACAUUCUCAGCGACACUAAUGCUUUUCAAGCCUUGCCACACUAUGGAAGUGCAAGUGAGUAUUGGACAUUCAGAAAACGUCCAUGUUGUAUUUUC
Molecule: messenger RNA, 6477 nt
Organism: Porites lobata
Lineage: Eukaryota; Metazoa; Cnidaria; Anthozoa; Scleractinia; Poritidae
Source: the annotation of a GenBank genome assembly